Acanthosepion pharaonis is the source of this 663-nucleotide messenger RNA. NCBI's taxonomy places the organism in Eukaryota, Metazoa, Mollusca, Cephalopoda, Sepiida, Sepiidae. The record is from the annotation of a GenBank genome assembly.
AUGGGAGCCACAGCCAAGCGAUCAUCCAGGAGGGGGAUGUCUCUUUCGUCUACCCUUAGUGAGUUAUCACAUCAUGUGUUAUUCAGAUGCAUUAAUAUUUUUCUUUUCUUAAAUAUUAAACCUAAUAUUAUCGUUGCUUUCGUCCAUUUUUUCUUUCCUUCUUUUUUUUUUUUGUUAUUUCUUUCCUCCUUGCUUUCACCCGUCUCCUUGUUUCUUUAUUUCGUCUUUCUUUUUUUUCUUCUAUAUUUUCUUUCCUUGCGUUUUUCACCUCUUUCCUUGGUUCUUUCUUCACUUUUCCUCCUUUUUUUUCUUCCUUCUUUCUUUUAUUUUCCUUUUUCUUCUGUUUUUCAUUUCUCUUUUUCUUUCGGUCCUUAUUCUAUUUCCUUAUUCUUUUUUUUUCCUUCCUUUAAUUUUUAUAAUUCAUCAUCGAAUUUACAUUCGUUUUCUUAUACCCUCCUUCCUUUUACGCCAUCUCUCUAUUUUCAUCUGUCUGUGACUUUCACUAUCUCCUUCUCCCUCUCUUUCUAUCUAUCUAUCUAUCUAUCUAUCUAUCUAUCUAUCUACUUGGCUUUUCCCUUCACAUUAUAUUUCUCUUAUUUGUAUUUUCUUAACAUCACCCUAGAACGGAUUUCGCUGAUGGAUUCCACUUUUCAUAUGCGCUGA